This is a messenger RNA of Asparagus officinalis (garden asparagus), 1513 nucleotides long. RefSeq names its product probable glucuronosyltransferase Os06g0687900. Gene Ontology annotation, cellular component: Golgi membrane. NCBI's taxonomy places the organism in Eukaryota, Viridiplantae, Streptophyta, Magnoliopsida, Asparagales, Asparagaceae. Gene Ontology annotation, biological process: glucuronoxylan biosynthetic process; plant-type secondary cell wall biogenesis. The record is from RefSeq and is a predicted model, not a curated record. Gene Ontology annotation, molecular function: galactosylgalactosylxylosylprotein 3-beta-glucuronosyltransferase activity; xylosyltransferase activity. The transcript is spliced from 4 exons. The coding region runs from base 100 to 1194 and encodes 364 amino acids.
CCCGAAACUGACCCAGCCGCUCGUCGUCGGCCGCCACGGAUCUUGAUCCGGCCAUUUCCCAUCCGGAUCCGACGGAGACGAUGAAGGCUCACCGCGAUCAUGGAGCGGGUUCAGCAGGAGCAGCGAGCUCAGUUAUGGGGUCAAGACCCCAGACCCGUUGUUGUCAUUACGCCGACUUAUGUUAGAACUUUCCAGACCCUGCAUCUCACUGGACUGAUGCAUACGUUGAUGCUUGUGCCGUACGAUUUGACUUGGAUUGUUGUUGAGGCCGGCGGCAUCUCGAAUGAGACUGCGGAUUUGAUUGAACGGUCGAAGAUUAAGACGAUUCAUUUGGGUUUCGAGCGGGGGAUGCCACUGAAAUGGCCGGAUCGGCAUAAAAUGGAAGCUUUGAUGCGGAUCCAGGCGCUCAGGGUUGUUAAAGAGAGGAAAUUGGAUGGAAUUGUGGUGUUUGCCGAUGACAGCAACAUGCAUAGCUUGGAGUUGUUUGAUGAGAUUCAGAAAGUGAAGUGGAUUGGUGCGUUAUCAGUCGGAAUUCUUGCUCAUUCCGGGAACUCUGAACCUUUAGUUCAGAAUGAGAAGAAGAGUGAGGAAGAUAAGGAGAAUAUGCCGCUGCCUAUCCAAGGUCCAGCUUGCAAUUCAUCGAACCAGUUGGUUGGUUGGCAUACUUUCAAUUCAUUGCCGUUUAUGGAAAAUAUUGCUACUACUGUUGGUGAUGUUGGGACUGUGUUGCCGACCAAGAUAGAAUGGGCUGGGUUUGUUCUGAACUCAAAGUUGGUGUGGGGAGAAGAUGAGGGUAAGCCGGAAUGGGUUAGGGAUCUUGAUUCCGUGGGUUUGAAUGGGGAGGAGAUUGAGAGCCCGCUGGCUUUGCUAAAGGAAGCCAGUGGUGUUGAGCCUCUUGGAAGCUGCGGGAAGAAGGUUAUGCUGUGGUGGCUACGGGUGGAAGCACGGGCAGACAGCAAGUUCCCUCCCGGAUGGAUAAUAAACCCCCCUCUGGAUAUCACAGUUCCUGCAAAGAGAACUCCAUGGCCAGAUGCACCUCCCCAGCUCCCGUCCGAAAAGUUACCAAUCGAUCAAGAUCCCGCAGAGAAGCAUCCUUCAAAAUCAGGCAGAUCUCGGUCUAGACACAGUUCUCGCAGUAAAAGAAAGCAUGAACAAAGGGCAGGAAAUGCCCAAAUAACCGGAGCAACCCCAUAAGAGGAUUUGGCAUUUGUUAUACACCUCGAACAUGCUGCCACCUACGGUUUAGCAUUGAAUGAUCUGUGUACUCUCCAACAGCAGGAAGGUCGAAUGCUUGGAGAUUUGCUGGAGGGUGGUUGUUCAAAUGGGAAAGCUGGCUACUGGCUGAUGCUUUUUUGUUGUAUUUAUUUAUAUAAGUCGAGAUAUAGUAAUAGUGGGGUUAGGUAUAAUAUAAGCUGUUGUUCGUGACCCCUUAUCAGGGAUGUGUAGCAAGUUUCAUAUAUACUCAGAAAAUUCGAUUUAUACCUUUAAAUCUCAGUUGGUUUUGGUUACGGGU